ACAUAACGCUAUUACCAAAGGCGUGAAUAAUAACAUGAGACAUAUCCAAAGCUGUUGGAAAUUGUUAUUUGAAUUAAGCAAAAUGGACUAUUUCACAGCUAUUCUUUUGUUUUCUUUCUUACUUCAAGUAUCUUUGAGUGAAGUCAUUCAUUCUACCUGCACUGAAGAUGAAAAUAUUUUAAAACCGAAGUUAGAAAACAACAGAUACAAGCCGAACUCGAUCACAUACUGGCGUAUAAUUCCAUCUUCUAAACGAGAAUCUGUUAGGACCGAAAUGACUAUUAAAUACAUUGAUAUAGAUAAUGAAGCAGGAGAUUAUCUUCUUAUUGGAUCAUCAUCUAAGAAUUAUGGUAAUGAAAGCGACAUUUUUGGAGGUCCUCCGCCUUUACUCCUAACAGAAAAAUCGAAAAACAAGAAGGUAUUAAUAGCAACAGAAUCGGGCAACACAGCUUAUGUUGUCUUAAUUAGUAAACAAAAUCCUAAAAGAAAUGCUAGAGGUUUCGAAAUAUUGUAUCAAUGUACCGGUGUAUCUGUUCCAGAAGAAGAAACUGAACCACCUAAAUACGACCUGUGGAAUAAUGCUAUUCCUGUCUGUGUUGAAAUUUCUUUAAAUAUUUCAGAGGCAGAAGUGAAAAAUGAUGUAGUAUCGGGUAUUAUAACAUUAGCAGAACAAUACAUCAAGAAGAAAAGCAAUCGUGCUACUAUCAGAUUUAUUAGAGAAACCGCUAUAAAUAUUUAUACUUAUGCAAAAAGAAACGAUGGUUCGUUUUAUUUUCUUUUCACCAUUACUCAUCCAAAUGAUGAAACCAAACCCUUAUUUACCUCUGACCAGUUGAGAGAAAUAUUAUACAAUCAAGAUUAUGACAAUUAUCAUUUUAAGGAUUGCAGAAAAAUAUUUAAGGAUAAAACAGAAACGUAUUUUAUAUACGCAACAAUUCCACUUUUCUUCGUUUUCUUUCUAUUCGUAUGGUGGUGGAGAUAUAAUCAAUUUUGGAAUUCACGAUUCAAAACAGAAGAAGAAAUAAAAAAUGAUACACCGAUUACGAUAAAUAUUGAAAUGUAUCCAGCUCAAAUGAAUAAUCCCGUUUAUCAACCCGAUUCUCCAACAAGCAUUUUUCAACACGAAAAAGAAUCCGCUUUUUCUUUCUCAACUCCUAGUUUUACAAAGAAGGAAGCCGAACGAACAGAAUCUAACGAUUCCUGGUCUGAACAGUCAGCUCGGAAUAGAAAGAUCAGUCGUAAAAAGUUCGUCUCUUUCGCAGUACCUCAAAUAGAUGAUGAUGAUGAUAAUGACGACGACAUAGUGAAGAAUAAUGUUUCGGAUACAACUUUAAAAACAUCACCACCAAAAAUAGAGGAUACAAAAUUAUAAAACAUUGAUAUUAACUCCUUUUAAUAAGUUGUACAUAAAUAAAGAUAAUAGUAUCAU
Molecule: messenger RNA, 1429 nt
Organism: Centruroides sculpturatus (bark scorpion)
Lineage: Eukaryota; Metazoa; Arthropoda; Arachnida; Scorpiones; Buthidae
Exons: 10
Coding region: 35-1372 (445 amino acids)
Source: RefSeq, a predicted model, not a curated record